Molecule: messenger RNA, 3832 nt
Organism: Mercenaria mercenaria
Lineage: Eukaryota; Metazoa; Mollusca; Bivalvia; Venerida; Veneridae
Product: solute carrier family 23 member 1-like
Exons: 16
Coding region: 277-2307 (676 amino acids)
Biological process (GO): transmembrane transport
Cellular component (GO): membrane
Molecular function (GO): transmembrane transporter activity
Source: RefSeq, a predicted model, not a curated record
GCAUAUUUGUAUUUGUCUGUAAAGUAGUUUAGAGAUAAGACAAUAAAAUACUUAUUAAACAGAACUGAGAGGUAUAAAUCGUUGGUGACAAGCAUAUGUUAUACAUCCAAGAAUAAGGAAUAUGUGAAAACAAGAAACCACUCAGUUACAGAUAAAAGAAAUCCAGAAUAACUCACGGACACAGUCCUUCAGAGACACUGUUACAGAUAAAAGAAAUCCAGAGUUACUCACGGAUACAUUCCUUCAAAGACACUGAUCUCACGUCUAGAUGCAGACAUGACUGAAAUGGCUGAAUUGAAAAAUGUCCGGCAUUUGGAUGGCAUUGACGUUAAAAAAGAAAUGAAACAGGACCAAGACAAAGGUUACGGAGUAGACAACAAAGGAUACUCUAAUUAUUAUGACACGGAACUACCAAAGAAUACCGAGAAAGGAGUCGAGACUGAGAAAUCACCAAAAUCACAGAAAAAGUCGAAGAAUAUGCAGACGGCAAUUCUAUCCGGGCUUCAAUACAAGGUGGCCGAUAAUCCACCAUGGAUUACCACAAUUCUGCUAGGAUUCCAGCAUUACCUUAUGUUGUUAAGUUCGAACCUCGCGACUCCAGGCAUUAUGGCUUCAGUGAUUUGUGCUAUUGGCAUCCCAGAAGAAAACCACGUGAAAUCCAUGCUACUCGGAAACAUGAUCUUCGCAUGUGGAAUAUGUACACUCGUACAAACGUUCUUCGGUGCGAGAUUACCUAUAGUACAGUGUCCAGCAUUUGCGUACAUAGUUCCUAUGUUAGCGCUGACCAAAAUAGGCCAAUGGAAAUGUCCAGCUGCCGAUGCUGCCAACAUUGAAAAUGGUGUCAACACAACGACAAUGAUGCCAAAUACAACCAUAGGUGGGGAUGAGGAGAAAGAACACAUAACUAGAAUAAACAUGUUAACUGGCACCAUCAUGGUCGCCGCAAUCCUGGAGAUUUUAAUCGGAGUGAGUGGUUUGGUCAGUGUGUUAUUACGCUUUAUUGGACCAUUGACGGUAGCUCCAACUAUAAUGCUGAUGGGUCUUUCUGUAGCUGAGACUGGAUUCAACCUCGCCGGGCAGCAUUGGGGUAUCUCAGGAGGAACCAUUGUUUUAAUUAUUGUCUUCUCUGAAGUGAUUCCAGUGUUUGAAAUUCGAAAUCCAUUUAGUAAAGGGCAUGAUCAGAAGAUAGAGUUCGUACUUCAUAAAAUAUUUUCAGUAAUCCUGUCCACAUGUAUAAUGUGGUUGCUAUGUUACAUUCUCACUGCCGCGGGCGCUCUACCUGAUGACGAGAAGAUGUAUGGGUAUAAUGCGAGAACCGAUCUCAGACUGAACGUCAUCAGCGAAGUCCCAUGGGUCAGAUUUCCAUACCCAGGUCACUGGGGAGUGCCAACCUUUAACUCUGCAUUUUUUGUUGCAAUGGUUGCUGGGGUUGUUACCUCCGUUAUUGAGAGUAUUGGAGAUUACUACACAUGCGCGAGAUUGGCAGGUGCCCUUCCACCGCCUCCGUCUGCUGUAAACAGAGGGAUAUUUGUUGAGGGUAUCGACUGUAUUUUGGCUGCUGCAGUAGGUGCAGGAUUUGGUGUGACGUCAUGUAGCCAAAACAUAGGUGUCAUUAGCUUGACAAAGGUCGGUAGCAGACGAGUAGUUUUGGCAGCUGGAUUUAUUAUGACAUUAUUUGGAUGUCUAGGAAAAUUCAGUGCUCUAGUUGUCACUAUGCCUGAUCCAAUCAUUGGAGCUUCUUUCCUUGUCCUCUUUGGUGUUCUAGCUGCAGUGGGAGCAUCAAAUCUACAGUAUGUUGAUCUCAAUUCAUCGAGAAAUCUCGUAGUGUUUGGUAUAUCUUUGUUCCUUGGUCUCGCUUUUCCGAACUGGGUAGUUGAUAAUGCCGAUCUCAUCAAGACAGAUAAUGAAAAUUUAGAUCAGGUAAUCAAUGCACUCCUGGCCAACAAUAUGUUCAUGGGCUGUUUCUCCGCUCUUAUUUUGGAUAAUGUCAUACCAGGUACAGAUGAGGAACGCGGUAUCAUCAUUUGGAGAGAGGUUCCUGAUUAUUCUGAUGAAGACAGUGACGACCUAGAUGAACAUGACAAUGUCAAUCUAAGUCUCAAAACUUACGAUCUUCCAUUUUUCAACAAUUUGGUACGAAACUGGAAGUGGGGAAAAUAUGUCCCUAUCUUUCCGUCGUUUCAAGGCUUUGAUGAGGCAAGGUGCCCGUGCAAAUGCCUACAAAGUAAACAUAUAGCAGCGGAUGAAGAAAUUGAAGUUAUACAUAACUGCAAUGGAGUAGACAGUGAAAAGAAGUCAGAAUUUUAAAGACAUUUUUACAAAACGUACAAAAAUUCAUUUUAUCAUAAGUUUUAGUUUAUUUCUAGAUACAUUGUAUACAGUGAAGAAAUAUGAAAUAUGAAUCAGUCAAAAAGAAAAUGAAAAUCUAAAACGUACUGUCUGUCACUAAAUAUGUUCAUAUUUAAUACUAUGUGCUUUAUUCAUUUUGCGCAGUAAGUAAUUAACUCGGCAAAAGGCCAUCUUGAAUUAUUGUUUGUUGGAUGGAAACUAGUAACUAAUCAAUGUCUAUAUUCAUGACAUCUUUAAUACAGUAUAAGACUAAUGUCAACAGAAGAUUUAUGAAUUAUGGAUGUGCAAUUCCCCGAAAAUCAAUUGUAUACAUCAUUUACAGUAUCACCGUAAAUUCCUUAGUAUAAGGUAAUUUUAAAUGCAAAUUGAUAUUAUCUUUUUAUGAAACAUUUUGUUAAAUUAUAGAAAUUAAUGUUGGCGACUAGGAAUACAUGUGCAACUAGAAAGCAUAUAUUAGCAACGUCUCCUACAAAUUGAUUCUAUCCUUUUUUUAAAUUUUCUUCUUUAAUUUUCAAGAUUCAUGAACAUAUUAUACAUGAUUAUAUAUAUCUUGUGGCAGUUGGAAUUCUUUAUUUUGAAAAAUUUAACAGUUGUAUGGCCAAAAUGAAUUUUUUUGACAUUUCUGAUUAAAAUUAUGGACCAUUAUAUAUUUUUUUUUAAUUUUAAUAUUGCAAUCGUUUUACAGACAAUUGAAGCAUUUACGACCAUAAAAUGAAGCCAUAAUUCCAGUUAGUCUUUGUUUCUGAUUCCAAAAUCAGGGUUUUUUUUCGGCCGUUUUUAUGGCCGUUAUUCGGCUAUAUUCCCAAUGCCAAAAAGUAUGGGUUUUUUUCCAAAAUGAGUGCAAAAAUUCCCAAUCUACAUCCUGAAAAAAAUUCAUCAAAAUUGGACAUUGACCAAAUUAUGGACAAUUUUGUAAUGGAAGUAUGUUAAAGAGAUUGUACAAUGUGAAACAAGUGUAUCCUAUUGGACCUAAUAUUUUCCAGUUUGGAACAUUUAUGCGUCAAAAUUCCCAAUUUUGGGGGUAUAGGCUAUGUUCCCAAAAUAACUAGAAAAAAAAACCUGCAAUUCCCCGUCAAUUAUCUUAAAACCAGUCAAUAUGUUUUGAAAAAUACCACCAAGAUAUAAACAAGACGGAGUUAUAUAAUUAUACUAACGUUCAGACAGGUUCGUUUUGACUAGGCUCUUAUUGCAAAUUAUAGUUUCGAUGUUUGGUUGACAUGCAUAAUUUUAUACAAUAGAUAUUGUAUUAUUAUAUUCCAGAAUAUUAUCCUUCACAUGUAAACGGACUAUUCACAGCAAGCUAACUAGCACUCAUACCCCUAAAGUUCAUAAAUGAAUAAAAUUCAUUAAACCCUUUUGAAUAUACUUAACCUGAAAGAUGUUUUAUUUUAUAUAAUAUUUGCUUGUAUAAAUUUGAUAUUAGCUUUAUAUAUAAUGUGUAUAUCAGUUAAAUGUAAUUUUAGAAUAAAUGUGAAUUUGUAAA